Messenger RNA from Dracunculus medinensis (Guinea worm), 744 nucleotides. The record is from the annotation of a GenBank genome assembly. Lineage: Eukaryota; Metazoa; Nematoda; Chromadorea; Rhabditida; Dracunculidae.
UAUAGUCCAAUGUUGUUGGAUCGCAAUUAUGUUGAUUUGAAAAAUCAAGUUAUCAAAGCAGAACGGAAACUUCUCAAUGCAUUGGGCUUCGUUGUGCAUGUAAAUCACCCACAUAAAUUAAUCUACGCGUACUUGUUAGCAUUGGGAGGACUUGGAAACCAUGAACUGACGCAAAGAGCAUGGAAUUAUAUGAAUGAUGGCCUUCGAACGGAUAUUUUUUUGAGGUAUCAUCCCGAGACAAUAGCCUGUGCUUGUAUCAAUUUGGCAGCAAGUACCAUAUCGAGAGCUCUAGCGUUACCUCGUCAUCCAUUUCCUUGGUAUGAAGCUUUUGGCGCGAGUGAUCGUGACAUAAAGGCAAUAUCGCUGAUUUUAUUGCAAUUGUAUAAAAGAUCUCGAGCACCGAAUUGGUCUCGCCUAAAUGAGAUUUUGAAUAAAUUGCGGUUCGGUCCAGAUUCUGUAUUUGCAAAGGCCCAGAAAGUGGAAAAGAUCGCAGAUAAAGAAACUGAAAGAGCGAAAGCAAUUCUUGACAAAAAGCGUAAAGAAAUUAUAUCAAAGGCUGCUGAAAUGGAAAAGAAGCAGAAUGGUCGAUUAAAGGAAAAGGAUGGUAUUCGAAGAGAGCGAUCUAAUGAUGGAGAAUAUGGUACAUCAAAUGGACGUUUUUUCUCCUCACCGACAUCCUCAAGGUCGCGGUCCAGGUCGCCUGUCGAACCGCGACGGUUUGUUUUUUUUUUACGCUUCUGCUAA